Messenger RNA from Camellia sinensis, 1786 nucleotides. RefSeq names its product arabinosyltransferase RRA3. The record is from RefSeq and is a predicted model, not a curated record. Gene Ontology annotation, molecular function: glycosyltransferase activity. NCBI's taxonomy places the organism in Eukaryota, Viridiplantae, Streptophyta, Magnoliopsida, Ericales, Theaceae. Gene Ontology annotation, biological process: root hair cell development.
CUUAAAUCCUGAUUGAAAAAAACUCUGUCAGAGCAAUAACCAUCUCUCUCUCUCUCUCUCUCUUUCUCUCUCUCUCUCCAUAGAACAGAGAGGAAAACAUACUUUAUAGGGUUCGUACACCGCCAUUAACAUAAUCAUAACUAUAUGCGAGUAUAUAUCUCUGUAUUGGCUCUGUAUUUAUAUCUAUAUAUAGUUUUUUGUGUGCAAAUCAGCACAGUAGAUAAAGCUGAAUCCGGAGACUUUCUCUCUCUAAAAUCUUUGGGGUUGGGGUCGCAUCCAUGGCUAUUCGCAGAGAAGGUCCGCUGAUGAGAAACGGCGGGUACUCGCUUCGCGGAUCGAGACUUGCGGUGGCCAUCGCGAUCGGAGUUGCUAUCGGAUGCGUCUUCGCCUUCUUGUACCCUCACGGCUUGUUCGAUUCCACUCCGAUUCGCACCAGUCGAAUCGCCAAAUCUGAUCUUCAGGUUGAUUUAUCGUCUUGUGAAUCAUCCGAACGGGUUAACAUGUUGAAGUCCGAGUUUGUAGCUGUUUCAGAGAAAAAUAAAGUGUUGAAAAAACAGAUUAGGGAAUUGACUGAAAAGAUUCGGCUGGCCGAGCAAGGAAAAGAUCAGGCACAGAAACAGGUUUUGGUGCUGGGUGAACAGCAUAAAGCUGGCCCUUUUGGUACUGUUAAGGGUUUGAGAACCAACCCGACUGUUAUUCCUGAUGAAUCAGUGAAUCCAAGAUUAGCAAAGAUACUUGAGAAAGUUGCUGUAAACAAGGAGCUUAUAGUUGCCCUUGCUAAUUCAAAUGUGAAGGACAUGUUGGAGGUCUGGUUCUCUAGCAUCCAGAAAGUGGGUAUACCCAAUUAUUUGGUCAUUGCCUUGGAUGAAGAGAUCGCCAAUCUUUGCCAAUCAAAGGAUGUUCCUGUGUAUAAGAGAGACCCAGAUGAAGGAAUUGAUUCAGUUGCCAGGACCGGAGGAAACCAUGCUGUUUCCGGAUUAAAAUUCCACAUCUUGAGGGAGUUUUUGCAGUUGGGUUACAGUGUUCUUCUCUCAGAUGUCGAUAUAGUGUAUUUGCAAAACCCUUUUUAUCAUCUUUAUCGGGACUCAGAUGUGGAGUCCAUGACCGAUGGUCACAAUAACAUGACAGCUUAUGGGUAUAAUGAUGUGUUUGAUGAACCUUCAAUGGGUUGGGCUCGCUAUGCUCAUACAAUGCGGAUAUGGGUGUAUAAUUCUGGUUUCUUUUACAUAAGGCCAACAAUACCUUCUAUUGAGCUUCUUGAUCGUGUGGCUGGUCGCCUUUCUCGGGAACCGAAGUCAUGGGACCAGGCAGUUUUCAAUGAGGAGCUCUUCUUCCCUUCACAUCCUGGAUACGAAGGUCUUCAUGCUGCUAGGAGAACUAUGGAUUUCUAUCUCUUUAUGAAUAGCAAGGUCUUGUUCAAAACAGUUAGGAAAGAUGCUAACCUGAGCAAGCUUAAACCAGUGAUCGUUCACGUGAAUUACCACCCCGAUAAGCUUCCAAGAAUGAAAGCAGUGGUGGAAUACUAUGUCAACGGCAAGCAAGAUGCGUUGAAACCUUUUCCAGAUGGUUCAGAUUGGUAACCUUGUUUUUUCUCAUUAGGAAAGCUAAUUUUCUCUUGUUUGAUAGGUUUUUAAGGCUUGUAUUUUGUAACACUGGUAUAUCGUACAUGUUUGAGUGUAUUUCAGCUUUUACUUUCUUUGUUCCAGAAUUGUUGUGUUCCUCUGCUUUUCAAAUAUGGUUUUUUUAUUUAUAAUUUAUUAUUUUCAGCCUAUGCUUUUUAAAACUA